Heterostelium album PN500 is the source of this 3435-nucleotide messenger RNA. RefSeq names its product Pol. Bases 1 to 3435 code for a protein of 1144 amino acids. Lineage: Eukaryota; Evosea; Eumycetozoa; Acytosteliales; Acytosteliaceae. The transcript is spliced from 3 exons. The record is from RefSeq and is a predicted model, not a curated record.
AUGUACAGGAAUACCGAUAAUUUCGCAUUGCUGCUGUCUGGUUUGGAGAUUAAAAGAAUACAGAAAACCAGACUGGCAAGAGAUUUCUAUGUGGAUGCAUCUGGUGGAUCAGACCGAAUAGGAAACGGGACAAAGGAGUCCCCGUUCUCCUCGAUUGGAAUGGCAUUGGCUUGGAUUCAACCUUUGCAUACUAUUUAUGUGUCGGACGGUGUCUACUGUGGAUAUAACAUGAAUAGUAAGAUUGUCGAUUCAGUGUCGAUCGUUGGUCAGUCUUCGGGUGGCACCGUGCUCAAUGGUCUGGGAAAAAUCUACCCUUUCAAGGUGACAGGAACCAAUCUAAUAUUCAAAGUCUCGACACUCUCGAUUGUCUAUUGUUACACCAGCAACAGUACUUAUGGUGGCGCUAUCAUUCUUUUGAACGGUGGAAACAACACUGGUGUCUUGGAGAAUCUGCUGCUGUAUAAUAACGCUGACUUUUCCAAUCGUGGUUCUAUCACUCUGCGCGAGAAUGCUUCACUCAACAUCACCGGCUGUCAAUUUAGAAACAAUUCGAAUUCCGAUUACAACCAGAAUCCGACGAUCGGUGUUGCCAGUCUUUCCAACAGCCAUGUCGUCACCUAUUUGAAUAUCUUUAACAGCGUUUUCAACAACGAUAACAAUUAUCUAUAUGUCGACUUUGCCAGUUCGAUUGUGAUCGAUUCAUCGGUGUUUAUUGGUAAUCACGAUGAUUUGAAUUCGUGUUCCUGUUCCAUUUUCAGAUCGAAUCUGGUUAUUAGGAACUGCAGUUUUUCGGAAUCGUUGUCCGGUCAGAUCUGUCUUACCAAUUCAACGAGUUAUGUUAGCAACUCUUAUUUCAAAGAUAACUAUUUCAACUUUUAUGCCACUCAGAGUACGCUAGAGGUUCAUAACUCUGAGAUUCACUUUAUGCACUCCAGCCAAGGUGGAGUCAUGAUGCUUUCGAAAAACUCGUAUGCUCAUCUCUACAAUUGCAGUGUUUCUUCGACAAGUGUCUACACCUCGCCCAAUCUAAUGUUCUCAAUGUCGCAGUCUACUUUGCUUGUCAACAGCUCGUUGCUAGUCGGUGGAAAGGGAACCAUGUUCAGUACACUACAAGGUGACUUGCAGUUGGUUGAUGCCAUCAUCAGGGAUACUCAAUGUCUAUUGAUAUCGGCAUCGCAAACCAAAAUUAGGCUGUCAAACAGCCAGUUUUUAAAUUCCACCUACUUUGACGAAGUUUUCAAAUUCAAUACUAUUCUCGAGCAGUACAAUGGUGCAUAUGUUUUAAUCAUCGAUUGCCUAUUCCAAGAUAUUUAUGGUUACAUCAAAGCCGUCAAUUCACGAUUGAUUAUUCACAACUCUAAACUUAUCAAUUCCGGAAAGUUCUUUGACAUUGACAAGUCCACCAGCUUGAAUCUGGAGGACUGCCAAUUCAUAUCAAACUUUGGACCGAUCUUUGUUUUGAAUGGCCCGAGGGUUCAUUUUUUCAAUUGUACGUUCCAGUACAACUAUGGAUCGGAGGGUUCCAUUAUACAAGGCAGUAAUAAUUUAUUCUUGGAAGCUGCCAACUGUACCUUUGAAAGCAAUAUUGCACUAUCGCAGGGCGGUAUUGCUGUCAUCGGUGACCAAUCCACUCUAAAUUUCCUAUUUUGUACAUUCCGUAACAAUACCUCUCUUUAUAAUGGUGGAAUUAUCUAUGCUGGAUCGCUCAACACCAUCCUAUUCUACUUUACCAUACUCGAUAGCAAUACCGCAAAGAAUGGAGGUGGCUCCAUUGUUUAUUUCAUCGAGAAGCUACCGAUAUUCGGAAACUGUACACUUACCAAUAAUAAUGCAUAUUUUGGUGGAAUCAUUGCAUCGAAUCCGACACAUCUGCAGCUUGCCAGCGGCGAAUUUCCAAGUGUGAUUGUUUCAAGGGAAACCAUAUUUUCCGGUAUCAUUAGAAUUGGUAAUAACUUGAAUCAAAUCUAUCCAAACCCAAGUUACAAUCACCUAAGAGUAUACCUCAUGGUGAAUGGAAAUACAAUUGCAACCGUACCUUUUGAAGAUGGUUAUGCCAAUUUCACAAACAUAGUUAUCUAUGGUCAGGUUGGAGGUUUUUCAACAGUCAUUUUUUCAUGUAACGAAAGUUCUUUGGAACCACUUACCAUACCUUACAAUGUAACUAUUAUGCCUUGUAACCCUGGAUACUAUCCCAUUGAUUCAUCGACAAAGUGUGCGGAAUGUCCACCUGGAAGCUAUGGAUACAAUGGAAAUAUUUGCAUUUCAUGUCCACAGAAUGCAUUAUGUGAAGGUGGUGAUCAAGUUUCAACGAGACCAGGAUAUUGGUUUGAUGAAAAUCAAUUUCCAAGAGUGAUUUAUGAUUGUGAUCAAUCAUCACAUUGCUUGGCAAAUAACACGUGUCUUGAACAUACAUUUGGUGUUCUUUGUUCAUCGUGUAACAACACCGAACAAUAUUAUUCAUGGUUUGGAGGUUGUAUCGAAUGUACUCAGACCAACAAACUGGUAAUUGCUAUUGUUAUCAUUGGAAUGAUUCUCCUCGUUCUUUGGUCACAUAAAUCAGAUUCAUCAUCAGGUCUGAUGAAUAUUGUUGUCUAUUUCGCACAAACAAUCAUGGUACUUUCGAAAGGUGUUAAUUUCAGUAUUCUUUCACUCCUGAAUCUCCAAUUGGAAAGUGGAGGAUCAUCAAUCAUUGGAUCGAUAUGUCCAGGACCAUUCGAUUAUUAUGAAAGGCAUUAUAUGACAUUCCUUGUUUUCCCAGCAGUAAUUUUCAUUCUCCUCAUUUUCACAUUAAUCAUCACGAUUAUCAGAAAGUUUAAACCGAAUGACCAACCAAUAUUUCCAAGACAAUUUGGAUCGUUUGUCAAGUUAUUGAUGAAUAUUUAUUCACCAAUCAGCACUGCAACAUUUACAAUAUUCUUUUGUCAACAAAUUGGAAUUGGUAACUCGGUUUUAGUCACAGAUUCAUCGGUUCAAUGCUCUGGAAAUCAAUAUCGAACAGCACUCAAAAUCAGUUAUUCAAUGUUGAUUGUUGUUCUUGGAAUUCCAAUGAUUAUUUUCAUCUUAUUAUUCAAGAAUCGAAAACACAAUAACGAUGCAUCAAUCAUUCGAACAUAUGGAGCGUUCAUCUUGAAAUACAAAACAUCAUAUUAUUAUUGGGAUGUAAUAUUAUUAUUCAGAAGAUUGGUGAUUGUAUUGGUAUCGAUUAUGGAUCAAGACACACCAAUCAGAUCAUUCCUUUUGAUUGGAGUAUCACUGAUCAGUGUUCUUCUUCAAUUGAAACAUUCACCGUUCAUCAGUGAAGGUGAUAAUCAACUUGAAUUGGUAUCACUGAUAUUGAUAUUCAUUUCAUGUAUUUACCUUGGAAAUGAAAUUGAAUCAUAUCUUGAAGAUUGGAUCAUCAUCGUUUGUUUCAAUGAAAAUGAAGAGAUUGAUUAA